GAUUCACGCCUUCAUUCAAAACAUUAAUUUACAGGCCCAAACUGAAGGAACAAAUGCAGUACUGUGUAGACCAUCCAGAGGAAAUUAGUAAGCUUGCAAAGGUGAAGGCUCAGGUUUCGGAAGUUAAAGGUGUGAUGAUGGAAAACAUUGAAAAGGUUCUUGAUCGUGGCGAGAAGAUUGAACUUUUGGUGGAUAAGACUGAGAAUCUUCGCUCACAGGCACAAGAUUUCAGGACACAAGGAACAACAAUGAGGAGGAAGAUGUGGUUGCAGAACAUGAAAAUCAAGCUUAUAGUCUUGGGAAUUAUUAUUGCCUUGAUUCUGAUCAUAGUUUUGUCAGUAUGUGGUGGUUUCAAUUGUCAUUAGUGUGGUUCCUCAUCCUUACUAGGCUGGAUGUUGAUUGAAAAUUGUGACACUUAAUCUUUGUAGCAGUGGCAUGUCAGUUCCUUAUAAUUCUUUUUUUCUUUUGUUGUGACAUCUUUUGUUCUAUGCUCUGUAUCAUGAGACACUGCCUGUAUAGCUUGUAAUGCUGAAUUCUUUUGAGUAUACUAUUGAAUGAGUCUCCCUCGUUCACCAGGUCACA
Nicotiana tabacum (common tobacco) is the source of this 582-nucleotide messenger RNA. NCBI's taxonomy places the organism in Eukaryota, Viridiplantae, Streptophyta, Magnoliopsida, Solanales, Solanaceae. The record is from RefSeq and is a predicted model, not a curated record.